AUGUCUAUAGCGGCAGGACUGCGAGAGAUCGUUGAUAGACUCAAUGCUCCUCCUCUACACAUUAAUCUAUCCUUAGUGCAAUUCGAUGAGCUGCCAGCGUCGACCCUCCUGUCAGUAGUGAACAAGGUCCUUGCAGUGCUCGAUCCGAGACACAAUGUCGAUAUAGAUAAUGAGCGUAUGGAAGAUACCUACAAGCGCAUGGUUGACUUCAUCACCGUGCUAGGCUAUCCGGACGAUAGCGCCAUAGCGUCUAAAGAAGGAUUCAUGAACGGCGACAAGAGAGUACUUCAUCCUCUUUUGUACUGGCUAUUGGUCAAUCUGACUGCCCUCAAGGAGAGGGCAUACUUAGCUAGAUUUCUAACCAACUUCGAAGUCCCUCAGGACUUCUUGCAGGACGAGAACAUCGCAGAUAUGUAUUCGAAAUAUAAGGAGCUCCAGUCUACGUUCAAGGCUACCCAUUCGGCGCUACAACACCAACGGGAGACGUCUGCGAUGCCGGACGAAUUGAAACGUGAUAUACAGCAGCUGAGUGUAGAGAAGGACCAGCUUAUUGGAAAGUUAAAAGCGCUCAAACAUCGUACCACUGGUGAUGCUGAAUUCAACGCAAUUUUUGAUGUCACUUCUAGACUGCGGCAUGAGCAGGAAGAAGAGGCGCAGUUGGCUGACACGUACAGGAAGCUACGGAGACAGCUUGAUGAAGUCGAACGCCUGCAUCGAGGGGCUGCACAGAGGCUUGAGGAAAUGCGCCAGGCGCGGGCGGAGGCUGAGGAGGAGCCAGGGAGGAUGCUGGAGGCACGUAUAGUCGUACGCAAUGACGUGCACAACGCUGGGGUUCAACUAGAACGGACGAAAGCAGCUCAUGAUGCACUGUGUCAAGAACUAGAAAGUGCUGAGAAACAACUGAGCGUCCCUAAUAUUGAUGACGCGACGCUGUUGGAGAUGGAAGAGAAGUUGGAGAGCCUACAGGAAGAGGCUGAGUCGAUGGAGAGCAGCCUCAAGAGUCAGUUACAAGUCUAUAGGCAGCAGGCUCAGCUCGUGGCUAAGAAGCAUGAGGCGUUAUCGACGAAGGUGGAGGCUAUGGAGAUAGAGAGGAAUGCUGCAGCGCUCGAGUUGGAGCAGUUGGAGUCGAAAUACGAACAGCAGAUGGGGCAUCGUUACCUCCGACGGGAAGACUUCAAAGAAUAUGCCGUCACACUGAGAGAGAAAACGAGGAAGUUCAAGUCGGCAAAAAGCGAAAUGCAAAGUCUCAGAUCAGAGGGGUCCAUAUUAAAGAGGACUGAACAGUUGUUGAAGGAGAAGUUGGAAGAUUCCAAGAGGAGACUACGAACAGUCGAGGAGGAGUACGGUGUGGUUGGUCACGACGAGCUGGAGUCGCGUCUGAUGGAGGCCUCGGAGGCGAAGUCAGCUGCUGAUGCCAAGAAGGGAUCUCAAAUGGAGGAGCUGUCGGAGGUGGUGACGAAAAUCAACUUGUUGCUCCGAGAAAAGAAAAACGAAUUGGCGCCUCGCAUUAAGGCAGGGGCUUCCAGAGAACGACUGGCGGAAGCCGAGGCGAUUUACCUCACGAAGAAAACAAAGUAUGAGGCUAUUGAGACAGACCUCAGCAGAGAAGUAAAGGAGCGUAAGAGCGUGACGGAGAGAUUGCUGGAAGAGACCGAAUAUUUGCGAAGUCGGGCAGCGGAGAUCGAGUUGAAAAUCAUAGCGUAA
This is a messenger RNA of Perkinsus marinus ATCC 50983, 1704 nucleotides long. RefSeq names its product merozoite surface protein, putative. NCBI's taxonomy places the organism in Eukaryota, Perkinsozoa, Perkinsida, Perkinsidae. Gene Ontology annotation, molecular function: tubulin binding. The coding region runs from base 1 to 1704 and encodes 567 amino acids. Gene Ontology annotation, biological process: cilium assembly; intraciliary transport. Gene Ontology annotation, cellular component: cilium; intraciliary transport particle B; centrosome. The transcript is spliced from 16 exons. The record is from RefSeq and is a predicted model, not a curated record.